AUGGUCUUUUUCCGUAAAAAUACAGUCGCUAUUACCGAAAGAGGCCUCCAAUUUUUAGCGAUUCAGAAGUCAGAGUCUAUUUUGAGAGAAAACCCUUGCCGAAUAUGGAGACUCGCUGAACUCGAAAAUUGGAAAAGUAUGAAGCUUCAAGUCCUCUUCCUGCUCUCCCUACAGAAUCACUACGAAGGCGCUUCUACAAAUGCUAGUAGUAGAAAAUGCGAGGCAGAAAAAUACAUCGGAAAAGAACGGUUUUCGCAACUAAAGAAAGAAUAUAUGGACCGAUAUAUAAGCAGUCUUGAGAAAGCAAAAGAAAUUGAAGACUUGUACUACCCAGAAUCGACUUCCUUUGAGCCCGAGUUCGACAGAAAUGAAGACUUAGAAACCGAAGCGACGAAAACUUACGGAAACACUGAUCAUUACAAUGAGUUUGUGACGUCCAUGACAGCCAAUAGAAAAAAAACGACUCCUCUGAUCGUCUACCAGCCAUUCGAAAGUCGCCCUACGGUUGGCGCUUAUCCAGCGUCUCCUUCAACGCCCUUGACCUCGAUAACAACGAUGACAAGUUCAACGAGAACAAGCUCGAAAUCUACUCCGAUCUCCAAGCCAAUCCCUUCAACAGUUUCCUCAAUAACGACAACAACGAAAAGACCAAAAUUUCCAGAAAUCAGCAACAACAACGAAACCAUUCAAGCUUCAGCGAAGAAAUCUUCUUCAAAACAACUAGCUGGAAACAUUCUUUUUGUUUUACUAGCAAUUUUAGGCGCUUUUCUCUUCUGA
Messenger RNA from Oikopleura dioica, 777 nucleotides. The record is from the annotation of a GenBank genome assembly. Lineage: Eukaryota; Metazoa; Chordata; Appendicularia; Copelata; Oikopleuridae.